ACGGCAUUGUGAUGUGUAUCCUCCACUUUCCUGAGCCUCAGAUUUACUGGGACACAGUCACCAAGAUAUGUGUCUUCAUCUUCGCAUUCCUGGUUCCAAUCUUGGUCAUCACUAUCUGCUAUGGGCUCAUGAUCCUCCGUCUGAAAAGCGUCCGCCUCCUCUCAGGUUCUAAGGAGAAGGACCGCAACUUGCGCCGUAUAACACGUAUGGUGCUGGUGGUAGUAGCUGCCUUCAUUAUCUGUUGGACACCCAUCCAAAUCUUUGUCAUUGUUUGGACACUGGUAAAGAUCGACAAGAAUAAUCCUUAUGUGGAGGCCAGUCUGCAUUUCUGUAUUGCCCUAGGUUAUACCAACAGCAGUCUAAACCCUAUCCUCUAUGCUUUCUUGGAUGAAAAUUUCAAGAGGUGCUUUCGGGAGUUCUGCCUUCCCUUCCGGUCACGAAUGGAACAGAACAGUUUCAGCCGGGCUCGGAACACCACCCGGGAACGUAUCUCCACCUGCACUCCUUCUGAAGUCAUCAAUAAAUCAGGAUGA
Messenger RNA from Gekko japonicus, 533 nucleotides. Its product is annotated as delta-type opioid receptor-like. Gene Ontology annotation, cellular component: neuron projection; membrane. The record is from RefSeq and is a predicted model, not a curated record. The transcript has a single exon. Lineage: Eukaryota; Metazoa; Chordata; Lepidosauria; Squamata; Gekkonidae. Gene Ontology annotation, biological process: G protein-coupled opioid receptor signaling pathway; neuropeptide signaling pathway. The annotation marks the transcript as partial. Gene Ontology annotation, molecular function: G protein-coupled enkephalin receptor activity; neuropeptide binding.